AUGGCCGAUCUGCUCUCCAUCUCCGCCAGCGUUGCUGGUCUCAUCACAAUCGCUGAUACAGCCUUUCGUCGAACAUUCAAGUAUAUCAAGGCUGUCAAGGAUGCCCCAAAGAGAAAUCCGCCUUCAUCUAGUGGUCAAAACAAUGCUCAACAAACAGCUGCGUUACUGCGUCAUUGGGCGAAAGUUGACAGCGCCGAUAAGGGAGUCGUUGAAGAGAUACAAGCACUGGCCUCAGAUGCCGAUCAUUCCGCAACACCAAAGGGGCUUGCACGACCCGAUUUUGCGUCAGUGCCUAGUCGGACUAUAGCUACCGAUUCAUGCAGCUCUCUCCGGAUCGCUGCCGAAUUUGGACAUCUUAGCAUCGUCCGAAACAUAAUACAGGACGACAUACACGAAAUCGACGCGGUAGACAAGAGUACAGGCCGGACUUCUCUCCAUUACGCUGCAAAGGCAGGUCAUGUCGAGAUUGUACAGCAAUUGCUAGAGCGCGGCGCCGAUUGCAAUGCUAGAGAUAAGAAAGGAAAGACAGCACUACACUACUUUGAGGAACAAUACGAAAGCCGUAAUUGGCUUCUCGACAAGAACAAUUCGAGCAAGCCUGUACUCAGUAGGGAAAUAGCUCCACUCAAUGAGGCACAUGAUAUGGGAACUGAUACUGGGCUGACACCUUUGCACGUUGCUGUGGACGCUUGUGCGCUAGAAGCAGUCCGAUGCCUUGCCGAUGACGGAGCUGAUGUCAAUGCGGUUAUGGCUGAUGGUUCAACGGUGCUCCAUUGCCUUGUCAGUAGCAAAUCCAGGAUACUGAGCUGUGAGGUCGUCGAAUCUCUUCUGGCGAAAGGUGCAGACCCUUGUAAAUCGCGUGCGGAGGGCAGGACAACUCUCCAUGUUCUGACAGAGUGGGACAAUCACUUCGAGGAAACAAGACUCCCGGUACUCCAACGACUUGAGGUGGCUUCUCGUGGAGCGAUACACGAAGGGUCCGAGAUUGCUCACAGGUACUAG
This is a messenger RNA of Letharia lupina, 1002 nucleotides long. RefSeq lists its product as uncharacterized. Bases 1 to 1002 code for a protein of 333 amino acids. The transcript is spliced from 4 exons. The record is from RefSeq and is a predicted model, not a curated record. Gene Ontology annotation, molecular function: protein binding. Lineage: Eukaryota; Fungi; Ascomycota; Lecanoromycetes; Lecanorales; Parmeliaceae.